Molecule: messenger RNA, 6741 nt
Organism: Numida meleagris (helmeted guineafowl)
Lineage: Eukaryota; Metazoa; Chordata; Aves; Galliformes; Numididae
Gene: KMT2E
Product: lysine methyltransferase 2E
Exons: 26
Coding region: 541-5985 (1814 amino acids)
Molecular function (GO): protein binding
Source: RefSeq, a predicted model, not a curated record
GCGGGGCGGGUGAGCCCCGUGCAGGGGGAGGGAGGGGAGAGCGGACGCCAUUUUCCCAGAGAGAGGCAGUGACAUAGAAGGGAGCGUAGGAGGCUGAAAGGAGGGAGACACGGGAGCAGGGGCGGCAGCGGGGUUUGUACACAGGUCCCGAGGCAGAGGCGCUUCUCAUCCGGACCCCGCCGGGCGCUGUGCACUCAGCUGGUGCUGGGGGAGGAGGGAUCUCCCCGUUCUUUUCUUUCUUUUAGCAGAGUGCUGAGGGUCGGUUCUGCCCAGGGCAGGGCUGUCCGCAGUGGGGCAGCUGCAGAGGGCUGGGAUAGGAGGGGGCCCGGCUGAGGGGUGCUGCUGUGGGCCUGUCACCAUUCCAGUCCCAUAUUUUGUUUAACUUCCACUGAGAGAAGAAAAAGAAGGAGUGAAGAGAGAGAAGAGGGUUUGUGGAUGCACUUAGAUGUUUGCAAUGAGCACUGUGGCUGGCAUGCCCCAGUGUUUUGGAUACCAAUGCAUAGGACUCUGUAGUAAUCGAAUUUAUCAGAAACGAACGUCAUGAGCAUAGUGAUCCCAUUGGGGGUUGACACAGCAGAUACUUCUUAUUUGGAAAUGGCUGCAGGCUCAGAACCAGAAUCUGUAGAAGCUAGCCCUGUGGUAGUUGAAAAAUCGAACAGUUAUCCGCACCAGUUGUAUACCAGCAGCUCGCAUUCACACAGCUACAUUGGUUUGCCCUAUGCAGACCAUAACUAUGGUGCUCGGCCUCCUCCAACGCCUCCAGCUUCUCCUCCUCCAUCAGUAGUUAUAAGCAAGAAUGAAGUAGGCAUAUUUACCACUCCCAACUUUGAUGAAACCUCCAGUGCUACUACCAUCAGUACAUCAGAGGAUGGAAGCUAUGGAACUGAUAUUACCAGAUGCAUUUGUGGCUUUACACAUGAUGAUGGAUAUAUGAUCUGUUGUGACAAAUGCAGUGUCUGGCAGCACAUUGACUGCAUGGGAAUUGACAGACAGCAUAUUCCUGACAUAUAUCUGUGUGAACGUUGUCAACCAAGGAACUUGGAUAAGGAGAGGGCAGUGCUGUUGCAGCGGAGGAAAAGGGAAAAUAUGUCAGAUGGGGAUACCAGCGCAACAGAGAGCGGUGAUGAGGUUCCUGUGGAACUGUAUACUGCUUUUCAGCAUACACCAACUACAUUUACAAUAGCUUCUCCAAGAGUCACAAAGGUCAAUGAUAAGAAAAGGAAAAAAAGUGGGGAGAAAGAGCAGAACAUAGCAAAAUGUAAAAAAGCAUUUCGGGAAGGAUCCAGAAAAUCUUCAAGAGUAAAGGGCUCAGCUCCAGAGAUUGAUCCUACUGACAGUUCAAACUUUGGAUGGGAAACUAAAAUCAAAGCAUGGAUGGAUCGUUAUGAAGAAGCGAAUAAUAACCAGUACAGUGAAGGUGUUCAGAGGGAGGCACAAAAAAUAGCUCUGAGAUUAGGCAAUGGAAAUGACAAGAAAGAAGUCAGCACCAGCAAUCUGAUUUUCAAACCUCCAGUAGAGAGUUACGUGCAAAAAAACAAGAAAAUUUUAAAAGCUGCCAAAGACUUGCCUCCUGAUGCACUUAUUAUUGAAUACAGAGGAAAGUUCAUGCUGAGAGAACAAUUUGAAGCUAAUGGAUAUUUCUUUAAAAGGCCAUACCCAUUUGUUUUAUUUUAUUCCAAGUUUCAUGGGCUAGAAAUGUGUGUUGAUGCAAGGACUUUUGGAAAUGAAGCUCGAUUCAUCAGGCGUUCAUGUACACCAAAUGCGGAGGUGAGGCAUGUAAUUGAAGAUGGAACGAUUCAUCUUUAUAUUUACUCCAUCCAUAACAUUCCAAAAGGAGCAGAGAUUACAAUAGCAUUUGAUUUUGAUUAUGGAAAUUGUAAAUACAAAGUGGACUGUGCUUGCCUCAAAGAAAAUCCUGAAUGUCCGGUUCUCAGACGUUCUGAGCCUACAGAAAACAUCAAUACUGGAUAUGAAACCAGAAGGAAAAAGGGAAAGAAAGAGAAAGAUGUUUCAAGAGAAAAGGAGACUCAAAAUCAGAACAUCACGUUGGACUGUGAAGGAGCAGCCACCAAAAUGAAAAUCGCAGAUAAUAAACAGAGGAAGCUCUCUCCCCUCAGGCUGUCAAUUUCCAAUAACCAGGAGCCAGAUUUUAUUGAUGAUAUAGAAGAAAAAACUCCCAUUAGCAAUGAAGUAGAAAUGGAAUCAGAGGAGCAGAUUGCAGAGAGGAAAAGGAAGAUGACAAGAGAAGAACGGAAAAUGGAAGCCAUCUUGCAAGCUUUUGCCAGACUAGAAAAAAGAGAAAAAAGAAGAGAACAGGCUUUGGAAAGGAUCAGCACAGCAAAAACUGAGGUUAAAUCGGAAUGCAAGGAACCACAGAUUCUCAAUGACACUGAAUUUAUUCAGGAACCAGCAAAGGAAGAAGCUGUCACUAAGCCCACCCCAGCCAAGGUUAACAGAGCUAAACAGAGAAAAAGCUUCUCUCGAAGUAGAACUCACAUUGGACAACAGCGUAGACGACACAGAACUGUGAGCAUGUGUUCAGAUAUUCAGCCAUCUUCUCCUGAUGUGGAAGUAACAUCACAACACAAUGAAACCGAGAAUGCUGCACUGGUGGCUGAGCCGGAAACGGAAACUGUUGUUACAGAAAUGGUUACUGAAACGGAAGCGCCAGCACUUAAUAAAUGUCCUACUAAGUAUCCUAAAACAAAGAAGCACUUGGUAAAUGAAUGGUUAAGUGAAAAGAGUGAUAAGACAGGGAAGCCUACAGACAGUGUUUCAGAAAGGCCUCUUCGUAUAACUACCGACCCUGAAGUUCUGGCUACUCAACUGAAUUCUCUACCAGGUCUCACUUACAGUCCACAUGUGUAUUCUACUCCAAAGCACUAUAUUCGUUUUACUUCACCAUUCCUUUCAGAAAAGAGGAGGAAAAAAGAACCUGUGGAAAACAUGUCUGGCUCUUGUAAGAAGCGUUGGUUGAAACAGGCUUUGGAAGAAGAAAACUCAACAGUGAUGGAUAGAUUUAAUUCACCAUCGCUGGAGGGUUCUAGAAGUCCAGCCAUCAACGGUGAAAAUAAAAGCCCCUUAUUACUGAAUGACAGCUGUUCCUUAACAGAUCUAACAACACCUCUAAAAAAACGAAGACUGUACCAGCUGUUGGAGUCUGCAUUCUCGGAAACCUCUACACCUACUCCUUCUCCAUAUGCCACACCAACUCAUGCUGAUAUUGCUGCCUCAGAGCCACUGAUGUUUGCUACUCCUCCUAGGGUAAAAACAGAGGAUGAAGCUUGUAGAAAUGGUUACAAACCCAUUUAUUCGCCAGUUACUCCCGUAACUCCAUGUAUACAUGGAAAUGCCAUGCACUUUGAGAAUAUUUCCUCACCUGACAGUUCCCCAGAAAUAAAAAGGCGAGCUUACAGUCAAGAGGGAUAUGACAGAGCAUCGAUUCUAGCACUGAAUUCUUUCAGAAAUUCCAACCUGACAGAAGUGGGCCUGCAGGAAAUAAAGACUAUUGGAUAUUCCAGUCCAAGAAAUAGGACUGAUGUCACACGGCAGUGCACAGGAGAAAUGGAAUCUGUGUCAGACCUCCAGCUGGGACUCGAAGUAAUUGAGCAAAGUGCACUGCAUAAAAACCUGGAAGCCCCUACACACGAUAGGACUGAUUCAAGCAGCCAAUUAGAAACUGCUCAUUGUGGACGGGGCACCAUUUAUUCUUCCUGGGUAAAAAGUCCCGACAGGACAGGUGUAAAUUUCUCAAUGAAUUCUAAUUUGAGGGACUUGACCCCUUCACAUCAGUUGGAGGUAGGAGGUGGAUUCAGAAUAAGCGAGUCAAAGUGCCUGAUUCAAGACGAUGCUAGAGGCAUGUUCAUGGAAGCAUCUGUUUUUUGUACUUCAGAAGAUGGAAUUGCAUCUGGCUUUGGAAGGACUGUCAAUAAUGACAACUUGAUGGAUGGAAAUUGCACACCCCAGAAUCCUCCACAGAAGAAAAAGGUAUCCUUGCUAGAAUACCGUAAGAGGCAACGAGAAGCUAGAAAAAGUGGCUCGAAGACAGAAAACUUUCCCCUUGUUACUGUAUCUCCUCAUGCUGCUGGUGCAGGAAACAUAAGUAGUAACAGUGGUGCUAAUGAUGGGUUUAACAACAGUGGUGAAAAUGGGGAGCAAACUGAUAACGCUGCGAGCCUGCCUGUACCACUGCCAACUGCCGUUUAUAGUGCAGCUCCAGAAGACGCUGGAAACAACAGUGCAAUCAAGGAAGCUUCUUCCAGUGAGAAGAACGAGCCUGAGGUUCAGUGGACUGCAUCAACCUCUGUGGAACAAGUGAGAGAACGAAGUUAUCAUAGAGCUUUGCUUCUCAGUGAUCAUAGGAAAGACAAGGACUGUGAACCUGAUCCUGAAAAUUCGGAGCCUACUUCUGAAUGUCCAUCCCCAGAUACUUCACAGAAGACGUGUAGGAGUCCUUCAAAAGCAAGCAAGCCCUCUUCGCCGAGUCCUGUAGUUUCAGCACCAUCACUGGGAAAAACACCUGCAAAGCCAGAUUCACACUGGGAGACUGCAGCUAAUGCACCAGAGGCCGAAGGUGCGAAUCAUCCGAAAUCGGAGCUGCAACAAAAACAGCUGACAAAUAACGUCCAAGCACUUUCAAAAACUCAUCCAUCUCAGUCACAUCUGCGCAGUUCUGCUGAGCAACUUUCACAUUCACAGAAGUUGCCUUCUGCACCUUUGAAGCUCCAUUGUCCCCCUUCACCUCAUGUAGAAAAUCCCCCGAAGCCAUCGACGCCCCACGCGCCCGUGCAGCACGGUUAUCUGUCGCCAAAGCCUCACUCGCAGCAGCUGGGAUCUCCGUACAGACCUCAUCAUCCACAGUCACCUCAAGUCGGAACGCCCCAGAGGGAAACGCACCGCGGUUUCUAUCCAGCAGCGCCAACCCUUCAGCCCAGUAAUCAGCAGCAGGCCAGCGGACCGCUGUUCACUCAGACGACUUCAGGACAAUCCUCGGCUUCGUACAGCCAGUUCAACCAACAGAAUUUGAACAGCAAUGCGCCGCCUCCCCCGCCUCCCCCACCCCCUUCUUCCACUUACUAUCAGAACCAGCAGCCCUCUGGAAACUUUCAGAGUUACAGUCAGCUGAAGGGUAGCAUCCCCCAACAGACUGUGUUUUCAUCCGGACCAAAUCAAGCACUUCCUGGCUCUGCGGGUCAGCAGACGGUGCCGGGACACCACGUAACUGCAGGGCAUUUCUUGCCCUCUCAGAACCCCAGUAUUCAUCACCAGGCUUCAGCAUCUGCCGCUCCUCCUCCGCCGCCGCCGCCUCCUGCUCCGGGCCCUCACCUGGUUCAGCAGCAGAGCACCCAUCAGCAGCAUUCUGUAGCACACGUCGUCGGCCCGGUUCACGCUGUGGCAGUGGCUCCUGGGUCUCACAUCCACUCUCAAGCUGCCGCUCACCAUCUGCCACCGCCGCCUCCGCCUCCGGGCCCCAUCCCCCACCACCAGCCUCCUCAUCCUCCAGCCGGACACCAAGGUUUGCAAGCACAACACCAGCACGUUGUAAACUCUGCUCCUCCUCCCCCCCCGCCUCCCCCCUCCAACGUUAUAGGCUCGGGGCACCACCCAGCAUCGGCACAAGGGUUACACCACCCAUCGCAUCAAGGACCCCCUCAUUUUCCUUCAGGCGCUCACACGAGCGUGUCCUCCUAUUCCUCGCAAGCCCCCCACCACACGACGUUAGGACCCGGACCUCAACAUCAGCCUGCUGGAACAGGGCCUCAUUGUCCGCUCCCCGGUCAGGGUCCUCACAUCCAACCUCAAGGACCAAACAGUGUUGCAACCCCCACCGCUUCAGGGUUCUGCCCGCACCCUGGCUCAGUAACGCUCCCGCACGCAGUGCAAGGACCGCAGCAGGCGUCACCGGUGCCCGGACAGAUCCCCAUUCACAGAGCACAGGUGCCACCGACCUUUCAGAACAAUUACCAUGGUUCAGGGUGGCAUUAAAACGGAUCCCCUUAAUCCUAAACAUUUUUAAAAUGUUCUGUAAUAUAAACUGUAUAUUUCAUAUGUACCUAUCGGAGGUACUUUUUAAAGCUUGUACAUGAUACUUUGUAUAAAAGCAAACACCAGUGCUCUCAUUGUAUCUUUCCAUUUUUUGCUUUUUAAAAUUCCCAGAAACGUGCUGUUCAGCCAGUAUUAGGUAAUUCUUUUUAUUUUGUAAGUGAACAUUCCAGCUGUUUUUUCUGGCAGUAGGUUUGAUGCUGCAUAAUCUUUAAAGUUUUAUCGUUGCAGUUAAAUUCAUUUAGUGAAUGUUUUCUAUAUUACUUUUAUACAUAUGUAAUUAAAUAAGUACACAGGCUAAGUGAUGGCACUAACAACUUUUUUUUUCCAUUCUGUCGACAGUUUUGUGUGCAUAGAGAUAGAAAACAAUGCAAUACAAAUUUUUAUAGUUUUGGUGUGGACAUGGCUUUUUGUUUCAUCAGUUAUUUGCAGAAACUGUAAUUUAAUGUAUAGACCGUUUCUAAUGUCUGAGUGCUGUAAAUACUGUAUUUCUUUUGCUUGUAAAAUUGCUUAAAGCUACUUUCAUUUGAUAUAGUAUUGUAUAUAAUAAGUCUCUUUUGCAAAAAAAAAAAAAAAGUGUGAUCUUUGUGAAAGUAGUACAGUAUAUGAUCUUUAAUUUUUUUUUAAUAUACUGUCACAUUGCAGCACUGGUUGGGCAUUUUAAUUCAUGUUAAUAAAUCACAAUUAUGUCAGUUUUAA